AUGGAGACCAACCUGAGGCUGCAGUGUCCCAGUCCACCACCAGACUUUGUUCGGGAUGGGGACUUGAACCUGAGACCCUCCGGUUCCCAACCCGGGGACCCCCUACGGAUGGAGCGCCUGUGGCGUAUCUCUGUGUAUUUCCACCGUCUCUCAGGUGGGCGUUACCUUUCGGUCCCAGAGCUGAAGGCGGGACAAAGGAGCAUCCGCGGAGCUCGACUGGCCGUCCAAAUAGUCCCGCCCUGGAGCCACGGUGACCUGUGUUUCUCCUUCUCCCAUUGGCUGACGGGACAUCACGUGGGCGUGUUGCAGCUGUUUGUGCGGGAAACAGGAAGACACAGAAGGUACAGCUCCGCCCUCUGGAGCCGGACCGGUGGACACGGAUGGAGACACACACAAGUUACCUUGGCAACGCACUCUGUGGACAAGGUGUUGUUGAAGGCCGAGCGGUGGACAGGACUGAUGGCCGUUGAUGAUGUCACACUGAGACGGGGCGCGUGUCGCUGACGAACGCGUCACGGACCGUAAUUAACUUCUGGAGACUUGGUUAUUGUAAUAUUGUGAUACUGUAAUAUUGUGAUAUUGUAAUAUUGUGAACAUCGAUGUAUUUUUGUGUGUACUAAGAAGUCGUUUCUUUACCUUUCCAGAUGUUUUACAUGCGUGUAAAUAUCCUUUGAAAGAACAGAUGAGUUGCUUAAAUAUGUUAAAGUGCAAUUUUCAUGCGAUUUU
This is a messenger RNA of Etheostoma cragini (Arkansas darter), 726 nucleotides long. Its product is annotated as nephronectin-like. The coding region runs from base 1 to 504 and encodes 167 amino acids. The record is from RefSeq and is a predicted model, not a curated record. Gene Ontology annotation, cellular component: membrane. NCBI's taxonomy places the organism in Eukaryota, Metazoa, Chordata, Actinopteri, Perciformes, Percidae. The transcript has 5 exons.